This is a messenger RNA of Stereum hirsutum FP-91666 SS1, 372 nucleotides long. RefSeq lists its product as uncharacterized. Gene Ontology annotation, cellular component: nucleus. The transcript is spliced from 6 exons. Lineage: Eukaryota; Fungi; Basidiomycota; Agaricomycetes; Russulales; Stereaceae. The coding region runs from base 1 to 372 and encodes 123 amino acids. Gene Ontology annotation, molecular function: protein tag activity; ubiquitin-like protein ligase binding. The record is from RefSeq and is a predicted model, not a curated record. Gene Ontology annotation, biological process: protein sumoylation.
AUGAGUGAAGAAAGGGAAGAAAAACCUCACAUUGACGACAAGAUUCAGUUCGGUGUUUGCCACCAAGGACGAAAUUGUUUAUGGAAGGAUAGGCCGUCUAACCGUUGUUGGUUAUGUGCGGUAGCGGUGAAGUUCAAGGUCAGGAAGACGGGCUCGUUGAAGAAAGUGAUGAACGAAGCCGCAAAACGGUUCAAUGUAGACCGAGACCACCUGCGAUUUGAAUACCACGGAGUCACAGUGCGCGGUAAUGAAGACGAUACACCAGAGGCGCUGGGUAUGGAAGAGGAUGAUGUUAUAGAUGCGCAUUUAUUUCAAAUUGGAGGUUGUAUCAUGAAGGAGCAAUCACCAAGUCGGAGUAUCGUGCAACUCUAA